This is a messenger RNA of Hibiscus syriacus, 1668 nucleotides long. RefSeq lists its product as uncharacterized. Lineage: Eukaryota; Viridiplantae; Streptophyta; Magnoliopsida; Malvales; Malvaceae. The coding region runs from base 108 to 1388 and encodes 426 amino acids. The transcript has 4 exons. The record is from RefSeq and is a predicted model, not a curated record.
UUCUGGAAUCAGAAUAUUGUUGUUUAGUUAAAAAGUUGCCAAGUAUCUUGGUAUAAUUCUGGGAUCUAGAGGUUUAAUUUUUAGUUGGCUGCUAGAAAGUGUAAGAGAUGGAUUUUUUGAAAAUUAAGAAGUUUAGGAAAGUCCACAAGCCAGAUCCUGAGAAGGGUUUGGCGGAUAAUAAUGUGACACAACCAGAAGAACCGAAGAAUGAUAAUGGUGGUGGUGACAUUGGUGUAAAUGGAUCUUCCAAACCUGCUCUUACUGCAGCCGACGUCGAGGAUGACGAUGAUGAUGAUUUUAUAACGAAUGAGGUGAAGAGGAGAUUGAAAGAACUAAGAAGAAACAGUUUUAUGGUGUUGAUUCCGGAGGAGGAAGAAGAGGAGCUGUACCUCGAGGACGAAGCUGAGGCUGGUGAAACCAGCUCGAGUGAGUGGAGGGAUGUGGAAGCAGAAGGCAGACAAUGGUGGGGUGGGUUUGAUGCCGUUUAUGAAAAGUAUUGCGAGCGAAUGCUGUUCUUUGAUAGGAUAAUUGCACAGCAGGUCAAGAAUGCUGGCUCUAUAAAUCCUUCACCAAAAUCUGGAUCUAAGAAACUUGCAUCACCUCUUAGUUGCCUUUCCUUGAAGAAGAUCGAAGAACCCGAUGAAGAAACCAGGCACAUGCAGCAAUCAACGAAUGAUCCGUAUCAUGACCUUGAGGUAGCAUAUGUAGCUCAAAUUAGCUUAACAUGGGAAGCAUUUCAUUGCCAAUACACACAACUUAGCCAAUUAGUUUUGUGCCAACCCGAUAAUCCCGCUAGUUACAACCACAGUGCUCAGCUCCUUCAACAGUUCCACGUCUUAUUACAAAGGUUCAUCGAAAAUGAACCUUUUCAGGAUGGUCCUAGAGCUGAAAUAUAUGCCCGUGCUAGGCAUGUUUUGCCUAAGCUGCUUCAAAUUCCAAACAUACAAGGUUUGGAUCAAAAGGCUAAGGUGGAAGAUGAAUCAGAUUAUUUGGUCUUUGCUCCUGAUAUCAUCAGGAUUAUUGAGAGCGUAAUCCUUACAUUCCAUCUGUUUGUAAAAAUUGACAAGAAAAAACAUACUUUGUUCGGAAAUCAGAAUCCGAUGGCUACCCCUCUUCAACAAGUUAAAUCUUUAUUAGAAAAGAAAGGGAUGAAGCUGAAGGAACUGCGUAAAAAGAGGAAAGGGUGGAAAAAGAAAUCCUGGCCACUAACACCUGAAGAUGUUCCGUUGUUGUUUGGUCUCAUUGACGUCAAGAUUAUAUCCCGGGUUCUCAGAAUGGAAAAGAUCAGUAAAGAGCAGUUGUUCUGGUGCGAAGAAAAGAUUAAAAAACUAGAUCUGUGCGACGGGAAGUUGCAGAGAGACCCGUCACCCAUCCUCUUCCCAUGCUGAUUGCUGUUUGAUCAACAGAGCGGUUUAAUGGACGGAUAGCUGCUGAAAGACCCCUACUGAUUUUCUCCAGGGAAUGCUGUUAACAUGCUGCAUUGCCGUUUUUCCGGUUUUUGUUGAUUAAACUACUUGUAAUCUACUGAUCUGUUCAAUGACACUAGUAACCGAAAUUUUCGAAAAGUAGAGUGGCCUUGCUGCAAUAUUUUCCCAGGUAACUUUAGUUGUCCAUUAAGCAAGUAUUGUGUUUAAGUUGUAUUUAGGACAUUUGAACUUGAUCAACCUU